AUGUGCUCUAGGCUCCCAAGGACCGCCUGCCUACUGCGACUCAUUGAGCUCUGCAUCCUCCUCUCGCACACUGCAGCAUAUUUUGGGCUGACAGGCCGAGAGCCCUUGGUCUUUUUGCCUGCCCCGUUCUCCAAUGAACCCCCAACGGGAAAAGCUCACCUAAAACAAUGCGAGCAGAUGACCCUGGCCCGUAGGCAGAAACGACUGUGUCGCCGCGAGCCGGGUUUGGCCGAGACGCUGCGUGAAUCAGUGCGCCUCAGCCUCCUGGAGUGUCGCUAUCAAUUCCGGAACGAGCGCUGGAACUGUAGCUUGGACGGCCGCGGGAGUCUUCUGAAAAGAGGUUUCAAGGAGACUGCCUUUCUUCUUGCGGUGUCUUCAGCGGCAUUGUCCCACGCACUAGCAAAAGCUUGCAGCUCGGGCCGAAUGGAGAGGUGCACGUGCGAUGACUCCCCAGGAAUACAGCAUCGCGAGGCAUGGCAGUGGGGGGUCUGCGGUGACAACUUGAAAUACAGCACCAAAUUUCUCAAGAAGUUCUUGGGCCAGAAGAGGGUCAGCAAAGACCUGAGGGCGCAGAUCGACUCCCACAACAUUAACGUUGGAAUCCGGGCAGUGAAGAGUGGCCUGAAGACUACCUGUAAGUGUCACGGCGUCUCUGGUUCCUGUGCCGUGCGGACCUGCUGGAAGCAGCUGUCCCCGUUCCAUGACACCGGGCGGCUGCUCAAGUUCCGCUAUGACACGGCCAUGCGUGUGCUGAGUGUCACCAACGCGGCCACCGGGGAGACGGAGCUGGCGGGGCCUCGUCGCCACGGCCAGAGCCACCGCUCCACUGACCUGGUGUUCCUGGAGGACUCCCCUAGCUUCUGCCGGCCGUCACGCUACUCUCCCGGCACAGCCGGACGCUCCUGUGCCAAGGACACCAGCUGCCAGAGCCUUUGCUGCGGGCGCGGCUACAACACGGCCAUGCACCUCACCACCCUCUCCUGCCACUGCCAGGUGCGCUGGUGCUGCCAUGUAGAGUGUCAAACCUGUGUCAGGGAGGAGGAAGUGUACACCUGCAAAAAUACCUGA
Messenger RNA from Salvelinus namaycush (lake trout), 1068 nucleotides. It is a transcript of the gene wnt9b, whose product is annotated as wingless-type MMTV integration site family, member 9B. Gene Ontology annotation, cellular component: extracellular region. The record is from RefSeq and is a predicted model, not a curated record. NCBI's taxonomy places the organism in Eukaryota, Metazoa, Chordata, Actinopteri, Salmoniformes, Salmonidae. Gene Ontology annotation, biological process: neuron differentiation; cell fate commitment; canonical Wnt signaling pathway. Gene Ontology annotation, molecular function: frizzled binding; cytokine activity. The transcript is spliced from 4 exons. The coding region runs from base 1 to 1068 and encodes 355 amino acids.